Messenger RNA from Phalacrocorax carbo (great cormorant), 6032 nucleotides. The record is from RefSeq and is a predicted model, not a curated record. NCBI's taxonomy places the organism in Eukaryota, Metazoa, Chordata, Aves, Suliformes, Phalacrocoracidae.
GGCCAUGAGAAGAGUGAAGUCUCUGAAACAGUCUUCUAGUAAGAGUGACAGGAACAAACCACUGUAGGUGAGGGUAUCUCAGCAGAAUGGAACUUGCUUCCUUGCAAAUUGGAUAAUACAGACUUCACUUAGUUCUUGCAUAUACCAUAAAGUUGCCUUUACAAGUUUCCCUCCACAUCACGAAAUCUGAAAAAAUGGGAUUUUUACAUCUCUCCAGCCAGCACUGAAAACGAAUGGGGAUUGAAUUGCUUUGCCUCUGUUUCCUAUUUCUGCAGAGAAUUAACUGUGUGCAAGGGACCUGUUCUCAGGAAAGAGCAGUGACUUGUGAAGAUUGUUUACUUUCCGGACCACACUGCGCUUGGUGUUUUCAAGAGAAUUACACAGACUUGGCUGGAAUUCAUGGGAGGUGUGAUACCCCAGAAAACCUUUUGUCAAAAGGAUGUCAGUUGAAUUUGAUUGAAUAUCCCGUUUCAGAAGUAGAAAUUCACAGAAACGAGCCCCUAACUGUAGCAACCCAGAAGAACAAUUCUGAUGUCACACAGAUUUCUCCUCAAAAAUUAACUCUCAGGCUGCGACCAGGACAUGAAGAAACAAUACAGAUCAAGGUUCGCCAAACUGAAGAUUAUCCAAUUGAUCUCUAUUACCUCAUGGAUCUUUCAGCCUCCAUGGAUGAUGACCUGAAUACAAUCAAAGAACUGGGGUCAACUCUUUCCAAAGAAAUGUCAAAACUGACAAGCAACUUCAGACUGGGGUUUGGAUCCUUUGUUGAAAAACCAGUUUCACCAUUUAUCAAAACUACAUCUGAAGAAAUAAACAACCCUUGCAGAAGUGUACCAUAUGAGUGCUUACCCACCUUUGGAUACAAACAUGUUUUGCCGCUUACGAAUGAUUCUGAAAAAUUUAAUGAAAUUGUGAAAGGACAGCGAAUCUCUGCUAAUAUAGACACUCCAGAGGGAGGAUUUGAUGCAAUUAUGCAGGCAGCUGUUUGCAAGGACAAAAUUGGAUGGAGGAAUGAUUCUCUACAUUUGCUGGUGUUUGUGAGUGAUGCUGAUUCCCAUAUUGGGAUGGACAGUAAACUGGCAGGGAUUGUUAUUCCUAAUGAUGGGAACUGCCAUUUGGACCACAAUAAUGAAUAUUCCAUGUCAACUGUUCUGGAGUAUCCCACAAUUGGACAAUUAAUUGACAAACUUGUGCAAAACAACGUUUUAUUAAUUUUUGCUGUAACAAAUGAACAAGUUCACUUAUAUGAGAGCUAUGCAAAGCUUAUUCCUGGAGCUACUGUUGGACGACUACAGAAGGAUUCUGGAAAUAUUCUCCAGUUGAUCAUUGCUGCAUAUCAGGAGCUGAGGUCCGAGGUGGAGCUGGAGGUCUUGGGAGAGACAGAAGGGCUCAAUCUCUCUUUCACGGCCAUCUGUAACAAUGGGACCUUUUUUCCACGUCAGAGGAAAUGCUCUCAUGUGAAAGUGGGAGACACAGUCUCUUUCAAUGUGACUCUAAGUCUCUCCUCUUGUGAAAAAAACAGAAGGCAUGUUGCGAUAAAACCAGUGGGGCUCCGUGACACACUGGAAAUGGAAAUUCAUCCCCAGUGCAGCUGUAACUGUCAGGCAAAGGCUGAGAUGAACAGCCCAAAAUGCAACAAAGGGAAAGGAUUGUUUGAGUGCGGUGUGUGCGUCUGCAGCCCGGGGUACACGGGGCCACACUGUGAAUGCGAUGAGAGCUCUCUCGGCGCCAGCUCCUGCAAGGGCUCGGCAGAGCAGGGCUCCUGCAGCGGGAGAGGCGACUGCUACUGCGGGCAGUGCGUUUGCCACCCGUCCCUGUACGGAAAGGUGUACGGGCCGCGCUGCGAAUGCGAUGACUUCUCGUGUGUGAGACACAGAGGGCUCCAGUGUGGAGGCAAUGGUGACUGUGACUGUGGGGAAUGCGUGUGCCACAGUGGAUGGACUGGUGAAUACUGUAACUGCACAACCGACACCAGCGCCUGCAUUGCUGAGGAUGGGACGCUGUGCAGUGGGAGAGGCGAAUGCAUCUGUGGGACAUGUGCUUGCACCCAUCCGGGGGUUUCAGGCCAAACGUGUGAAAAAUGCCCUCUCUGCGGUGACCCUUGCAGUUCCAGGCGGAGCUGUGUGGAAUGUCACUUGGCUUCUGAUGACAAGUCACCAGGAGAAUGCAGUGAAAAAUGCAAAUUGGUUGAUGCAACUGUCAGCACUGCAGAGGAUUAUUCAGAGGAUAAAUCCAUUCCCUGUUCUUUGCAGGGGGGAAAUGAAUGUAUAAUCACAUUUCUACUGGCUAUGGAUGAACAGGGAAGGACAGUCAUUCAUAGCAUAGAACAGAAAGAUUGCCCACAGCUUCCAAAUAUCCUGAUGAUAAUGGUGGGUGUCACCCUUGCUAUCCUUCUGAUUGGCAUUGUUUUACUGUGUAUAUGGAAAUUACUGGUGUCAGUUCAAGACCGAAAAGAGGUGGCUAAGUUUGAAGCAGAAAAAUCGAAAGCCAAAUGGCAAAUGGAAACAAACCCACUGUACAGAGGCUCAACAACCACUUUUAAAAAUGUAACUUACAAGAACGAAGAAAAGCAAAAAGGGGCUGUGGCUGCAGAUUUCUAUUAGCACCUCUGACACUACAAACUUAGUUUUAUUGGCAGGAAAUCUAAAAACACUUGUUUCUUCUCAGCUGACUAUGUGGCAUUCGUUUGCACGUUGCAGUGGUAUAAUCAUUCUGUCAGAGAAAAUAUAUCUUGUGUUGGGAAAACUAGAGAUAACAUAUAAGUGGUAAAGGUUAGCAGAAAUAUUUUAAAAACCAACUUUAAUAUUAAAGCCUCAUCUUAAAAAAAUAGCAUCACAAAUAAUUUUAAUUUUCUCAUUAAUGCUGAGGAUUAAAAAUUAUCGUAUGUAAGCCUACUUUUUGUGAAAUUAGAUAUAUUCAAUGAGCUGUACACUAUUUUGUUCAUACACACAAUCCCAUAUAUUUGUGUUUAGGAAUGUAUUUGCACCAGCCUAUUUGGGGACUAGUUUCUAUUUAAAAAGAUAAUUUUUUCAUGAAUGCUGCUUAAACUACUGAGGUUAGAGGUUUCUUGUAUCACCUGUGUGACAGAAAAAUUGUUCAUCGGAAACAAGUAGUGGUAUCGGCUAUUUUCCAUGUAUCUAAGGUAUACAGAAACAUCUCCUCUCUAAUUCUUCUUUCUUGCCCUGUGUCACGCUGUCUUCGUCUUUGUUGCUGUUUGAUGUUCUUUAAGAACCCAGUCCCUGGGGUUAUCUCAGGUAAAGCUAAAUGAGGCCUGUACGUACUUGCAGAGUGGUUUUCUGUUCCAAGCAUAGGCUGCUUUCUUUUUUCUCUUUCCUUUAAAUUCUAGUAGAGAGGAUUCAGAGCAAAAGAGAAAUAUUUGUAAAUUAGAGACUCCAGCAAAGAAACUUUAAACCAGAGGAUUGCCAGAACUCCAUUUCACCAUUUACAACCUGUUCAUGCACUUAAAAUAAACCUCGUGUGCUGGAUCAUUACAUGAAUUGUUGCAGCCCUUUACAUGCAGAAAAGUAUACACACAAAGACUCAGUAUCACACACAAAGACAGUACUCUUGUUGAUAUAUCCAAAAUUGUGAUGUUCUUUCAAUGCCCAGCAGCCAAACCAUUUAUUCAUGUGUGAAAUAAUGUAUUUGGCAAUUUUGGGUUGGGUGUUUUGUUUUGUUAUCGGGUUUGGGUUUUUUUCAAACUAAGCAACAAAUUGAUCUAUAGAUUCCACUUCAUACUGAUUUCCAUGACGUUAAUGAGGAGUUUUAAGUCUCAGUUUUUGCUAGCUACUAAUGACUUGCCAUAAAUUCUUAAAUUGUAAUGUUGUUAUCAUGCAUAGCACUGAGGGAAAAAAAAGUUCCAACAAGAUCAGCUAACGUGCUGGCAUAAAAAAUUACAACACUGGGCUAUUUUAAGCUAACAAUAAUUCACUUUAGUUUUUAAUAUCACUUCUCCUCACAUUUUUUUAGUACUCUGGAACAGAUGGUCAAAAUGUACAUAUGAAUGUACUUACAAAAGAAGACUUAGAAAUCAAAGGUACAUCGACACAGUUAUGUAAAUUCCCUAUGAUAAGUCAUAUAUUUGAUCUAAAAAACUCGAUAUCCAUUUUGUAAAAAAUAUUUACAAAGUCUGUGCAACUUCAGUCUCUAUCCUCUACAGUUCCUGGAUGUGAGAUUGAUAUAUUAGCUAGCUCAGACCCGAGCCUGUUUUAGGGCCUGAUCCAAAGCUUACUGGAGUCAAUGGCUACAGAUGAGGAUCCAGUUUCAGUGAAACUAUUAGUUUUGGUUUACAAAGAUUGUUUUGUUUAAACAAACUGGUUAAUACUGUCUAUUAGUGGAUUAGAACCUAUAGUAUAUAUUUCUGUACAAAGACAAAUAAACAGUAUCAGAUGCCUUUGGAAAGAAGGUGAUGCUAUAACCACAUAUUAAAUAUGACAUGACUGCAGUGUUAAGGAAAUUAUGGCUGUCAUUAAACUGGAACAGAUUAAUUACAGGUUCUCAUCUGUACUCUUCAGUAUUCCCGCGUAUCUCAUAGUGGAAACUGUGCACAGACAACGGCUUGCAUCUGCAGCCCUUCUAACCACUAGACUCCCACAGAUGUCAGUGCAAGUUACAUGUGGGACCACAUCCCGUUUUCCUGGCACAUGGAUGAAAUCAUGGGAGGCAAAGCUGGCCCCUGUAUUCUGUCUCAGAUUCCACUUGGGUCAGAAUUGCCUGAGGGACUAGGGAAAUCUGGAUUGAGCCCAUGUAAAUUAUCUGUUACUCUUUUGUUUUUCAUGUACAAGUCAUCAAAUGACAACCUUCCUCUGAAAGAAAUGAAAAUAUUUUUAUUACUUUUAAAGUAGUAAAAAUCUAUACUGUUUAUUAAAUACCUUUUAAGUUCUUUUCUGAGAAGGCUGAUUCCGCUGCUCAGUAUUAGGGUUGAAAGCCCUUCUUCUGUAGGUCACCCAUUUCAAUAUUGAAACACAUUUCAGUAUUCAAAUGUUGUUAACAAAAUGGUGUUCACUUUUCAUAUAAAAAACUUGGUGGUCUACAUUCCCUGUUCCUACAGGAGAUUUCAUUUCACAAAACUACUUACUCUCUUCCCAUCACUUGCAUCUUCUGACCAUCAGCAAAGUUCCAAUUUGGUAUAUAGACAAUGUUCACAGCAAAUUAAUCCCCCUAGCCACCUCUCUCCAAGUUACCAAAGAGGAACAGAAAUCAGGCAGUAUGUUUUUUCCAUUUCCCUGCUGUGACUGACUGUACUAUAAAUGAUCUGUGCACCUUCAAAAUCAUCAGGAUGGAAACCACUCAGAUAACUAAAAGAGAAAAUAGAAGGGCUUGGUGAGGAAGUUCUCUAUUACUAGGCUUAUUCAUACGAGCCAUUCUUUUAACAGCAUUAACUUAGAUAAUAAAUUUUACCUAAACUCCCAGACUUCAAGAGCUUUCAAGGUCUCACUUGGCAUUCACCCUAGAAACAAGAGUGGUGUUCACCUUUUUUUAUUAACUAUAUUAUUUUUAUCUUGUAGCAUUUGUAUAAUUUUUUUUUUCUCCACCAAAUUACGCGUGCGUUUGUGUGCGGUGAGUGGGAUGAAAAAGUCUUUCUGCUGUUUUCAUUAAUAUUGUUUUGACCUGAGGCUGGACCUUGAGAGUGGACAAAACAUUUUUAAUAAUAAUGCUUCUAUUCACUGAAGAGUUAAACUAAAUAAAAGAAUAAUCAUUAGCAAAUUUAUGGUAUUUGUGUAGCUUUUACACCCUGUAGAAUGGCAAUUUCAGUAAUGUAUGGUAAAUAGGUAAUUUUUGAUUUGAUUUAUGAAAGUUUCAUGUUAACCUGUAUUGUAAAUGUUCAGACUGCAUUCAACUUUGUUUUGUAAUAUAACUAGUGGGUAAUGAGUCUGGGAUACAAGGCUCAGAUGUCAAGUGCAAUACUCUCCAUGUGUUGUUGACCACUAUACACAUGUCCAGGUUUGUUUUGCAGGGGGCAUAAGGGAACUAUUGCCCCACAAAACUUAUCACACACAACCUGAAAGUAAAAUAAAGAAAUUUUUAUCUUA